Messenger RNA from Hippocampus zosterae (dwarf seahorse), 1970 nucleotides. It is a transcript of the gene htra3b, whose product is annotated as HtrA serine peptidase 3b. Bases 164 to 1681 code for a protein of 505 amino acids. The transcript is spliced from 10 exons. Lineage: Eukaryota; Metazoa; Chordata; Actinopteri; Syngnathiformes; Syngnathidae. Gene Ontology annotation, molecular function: protein binding; serine-type endopeptidase activity. The record is from RefSeq and is a predicted model, not a curated record. Gene Ontology annotation, cellular component: extracellular region. Gene Ontology annotation, biological process: proteolysis.
AGCUGCGGGAUGGAAGUUUCCCGCUGCAAACAGAGACGGGACAAAGCCGAUGCUCAACAAAUCCCGCGGCUGCUGGACGAUGCGUUUGACACGACAAAAGGACAGCACCAUCACCACAAGCACCACCAGCAACUCACUUUGUGCGUCUUUAAGUUAAGCCAAAAUGCAGAUGUUAGUGUUGGUGUGGACGUUGGUGCUGGUUGGCCCGAGGGCAUCCCGGGCCGCAGAGUGUCCGGCGAGGUGCGACGUGAGCGCCUGCCCGAGCCCCAGCUGCCCUGACGGCUAUGUGCCGGACCGCUGCAACUGCUGCUUGGUGUGCGCCGCGGCCGAGGGCGAGCCGUGCGGCGGCCGGGUCGGCCCGGCCUGCGGGGACGGCCUGGAGUGCCGACGUCCAGACGCCGGGGUCUGGCUGUCCCUCUCGACACGGGGUUUAUGCCGCUGCAAGCUGAGUCGGGAGGUGUGCGGCAGCGACGGGAAGACAUACGGCAAUUUGUGCCAGUUGAAGGCUGCCGGCAGGAGGGCAAGACAGCGGGGCCUCCAGCCCAUCAGCCAGGCUCCGCCUGGAGCAUGUCACACGAGUGCAGGUACUCCCGUUACGGUCAGAACAGCAAGCGCUACCAGUCCUCGAUACAAGUUCAACUUCAUUGCUGACGUGGUGGAGAAGAUUGCCCCGGCUGUGGUCCACAUAGAACUUUUCCUCAGGCAUCCCCUCUUCGGCCGCAAUAUCCCCCUGUCGAGCGGCUCCGGCUUUGUCAUUUCUCAGCACGGGCUGAUUGUGACUAACGCUCACGUGGUCUCCAGCAACUCGCCUGUGUCGGCUCGUCAGCAUCUGAAGGUCCAGAUGCAUAACGGCGACGUUUAUGAUGCCAGCAUCAGAGACAUCGACAAGAAGUUAGACAUUGCCACCAUCAAAAUUAACCCUCAGAGCGAGCUCCCCGUCCUGCUUCUGGGUCACAGUGCCGACUUGAGGGCCGGAGAGUUUGUGGUGGCCAUCGGCAGCCCCUUCGCACUCCAGAACACGGUCACCACCGGCAUCGUCAGUACGGCCCAGAGGGACGGCAAGGAGCUGGGCCUGAGGGACUCGGACAUGGACUACGUCCAGACGGACGCCAUCAUCAACUUUGGCAAUUCGGGAGGGCCUCUGGUCAAUUUGGACGGCGAGGUGAUCGGCAUCAAUACCCUGAAGGUCGCUGCGGGAAUCUCCUUCGCCAUCCCUUCAGACAGGAUCACUCGCUUUCUCAACGACUCCCUGGACAAGCACGGUAAAGGUGAGACAUCAAACGCGCCUCUUCCCCCUCGUCCGUCUCCUUCAGACGUCAGGCCGAUCAAGAAGCGCUUCAUCGGCAUCAGGAUGCUCACGAUCACGCCAGCGCUCGUCGAGGAAUUACGACAGCAGAGGCCGGACUUCCCCGACGUUCCUGGCGGCGGCAUCUACGUCCACGAGGUGGUUCCCCACUCCCCCGCGCAGAAAGGCGGCAUCAGAGACGGCGACAUCAUCGUGAAACUGAACGGUCGGCCUGUGGUGAGCACGGCUCAGCUGCAGAGGGCGCUGCGGGAGGAGACGGCCCUCCUGCUGGAAGUCAGGAGGGACAAUGACGAUCUGCUCUUCAACAUUGAACCGGAUGUCAUCGUGCAAUAUACCACAGAGCAGCUUGAAGGUGACGAGGGAGCCUCUUCCUAGUUCGGACGGCGUUGAGGAAAAAAGUCAGCCCAUCCAUCUUCAGAGAGUGAUGUGGAGAGACGGACGUCCCUGCACGUGCUCAGUGCGGCUCGUUCGGAUUCCCGGCAUCACAUUUGAAAGUUGACAUGCUAACAAAAUAACAAACCUCUGUAAUAUCCCCAAAAUGCACGUUGUUCAUUUGACGAAAACCACUCAAGUAGACGUUGGGGUGCGGGCAGUGUGAUACGUCCUUGAUUUGAAGCGGCAGUUCAAGUGUCAAUAAAUCCAUUGGCUCUUAGCCCUUACCUUC